Messenger RNA from Trifolium pratense (red clover), 405 nucleotides. RefSeq lists its product as uncharacterized. The transcript is spliced from 2 exons. The record is from RefSeq and is a predicted model, not a curated record. The coding region runs from base 1 to 405 and encodes 134 amino acids. NCBI's taxonomy places the organism in Eukaryota, Viridiplantae, Streptophyta, Magnoliopsida, Fabales, Fabaceae.
AUGGCUGAUCAUCUUGAUCAUCACAUUCACACUCACAACACUUCUGUCAUACGCUGUUCACGGCCAUCAUCUUCCUCCGAUCAACACUCAUCCAAGAAGCAUUCUUUCGACCAAGAGAAACUUGCCCGUAAUGGCUUCUCCGCCAUUACUCUUCCUAUUAGUCUCUGCAGUAAUGAUCUUCGCGAAUCUGUCUCGGAUCCGUCAUACACUUUGCAGGAGCAAACAGUGUCGGUAAAAGGUUCGUCUGUUUUGCCACCUCGGCCACCUAUUAGUAGAUGUAACUCUGAAGUUAUUGAUCCUGCAACGGUUAAAGCUGCAGUUUCGCAUUGUUUGAAAUCUGAAGAAAAUUCUCCUCCUGAUUCAAAGAAGCUUAAAAGGAUGAAGGAACGGUAUAAAGAAUUUUAA